Messenger RNA from Haliotis rufescens (red abalone), 723 nucleotides. RefSeq names its product extensin-like. The transcript is spliced from 3 exons. The record is from RefSeq and is a predicted model, not a curated record. The coding region runs from base 1 to 723 and encodes 240 amino acids. NCBI's taxonomy places the organism in Eukaryota, Metazoa, Mollusca, Gastropoda, Lepetellida, Haliotidae.
AUGUCGGAAAGCAAGAGUCGUAACCGAGGCCUCGGGAUACGCCAUCGCAACCUUCCCGUCCAGAAGAAACAGAGGUACGAGGACGCAUUAAAGAUAGCUCAGUUGAUGCCCUCCGAGGAAACACCCAAACACUACCACACCCCUAAACCAUCACAUCCCAUCCCCACGGCACUAAAACGGCACCACACCCCUAAACCAUCACACCCCAUCCCCACGGCACUAAAACACAACCACAUCCCAUCCCCACAGCACCAAAACCCCACCACACCCCUAAAACCACCACAUCCCAUCCCCACGGCACCCAAACACCACCACACCCCUAAACCAUCACAUCCCAUCCCCACGGCACCCAAACACCACCACAACCCUAAACCGUCACACCCCAUCCCAACGGCACCCAAACACCACCACACCCCUAAACCAUCACAUCCCAUCCCCACGGCACCCCAACACCACCACACCCCUAAACCAUCACAACCCAUCAACACGGCACCCAAACACCACCACACCCCUAAACCAUCACAUCCCAUCCCCACGGCACCCCAACACCACCACACCCCUAAACCAUCACAACCCAUCAACACGGCACCCAAACACCACCACACCCCUAAACCAUCACAUCCCAUCCCCGAUGCACCCAAACACCACCACACCCCUAAAAACACCACAUCCCAUCCCCACGGCACCCAAACACCACCACACCCCGAUACAACUGCACCUUAA